AUUAUUCGAGGACCAAUGAAAUGGCCGCAUCUAAAAACUUCAAUGGGCUAUUAUAAAAACGGGUGUUCUACUAUUUUUGACAUAUUUCAAGCAAUUUCAGUAUGCUCAACAUGUAUAUAAAAGUUAAAAGCGAGUUAAUAACACCUCUUACAGUUGAUACGGAAUAUGAAUACGAUUUGGAUAUGACAAUGUUUCCGGGAAUAAAUGAUCCUAUAGCCAGACUUCAACCAACAUUACUGAUACACUCAAGAGGCGGUUGUGUCUGUAAACAAGAUUCAUAUGCUGAAUUGCAAGAAUUAAUAGAAUCAUGUACAGACUUAGAGUGCAACGAAUCAGACAGUUUCAUAGAUGAAUUUCUUGAUGAUAGCGAUGAAGAAAACUCAGUUUACUCCUCGACACCAUCAAACACAGAUGAUGAUUUUUCAAACUGUUCUACUACUCUUAGUAUCGAUGAUGAAUACCUAUAUAACGGAAUAGCAUCGAUCACAGACCUAUUUACACCCGAUAUCACCACAUCGUUACGAAAUGCUGAAAAACAGACACCGGAGCGGACAACCUUGUCUCACGCCAUUCAGAAGAGAGGUACAAAGCGCAGACUGUUCUCGGAUGAAGAAAACAAUCCUCCAGCUAAACGGAAGCAAGCAUUUACAUGUGAUGAUAGAGAUCUGUUUUCAGUGCUAGAUGGAUUAUUUAACCACAAUCAAUGACAUUACCGGUAUAAACUAUAUAUUCAUGUUGAAAUAGCUAUUUUAUGAUUUUUUAUUAUACUUACUUUAUUCAAAUGUAUAUUGUAGAAUAGUGCGAUGUGACAAAUGGUGCUUCAGUUUUAUGGUGCGGAAAUUUUAUAUUACUAGUGCAAAAUGUUUGUUAAAAGAUUUUGUUAUUGUUU
Mytilus trossulus (common blue mussel) is the source of this 889-nucleotide messenger RNA. RefSeq lists its product as uncharacterized. The record is from RefSeq and is a predicted model, not a curated record. Lineage: Eukaryota; Metazoa; Mollusca; Bivalvia; Mytilida; Mytilidae. The transcript is spliced from 2 exons. The coding region runs from base 102 to 707 and encodes 201 amino acids.